CAGCUGCUUCCCUUCCAGCUCCUUGCUUGUGGCCUGGGAAAGCAGUUGAAGAUGGCCCAAAGCUUUAGGACCCUGCACCUGAGUGGAAGACAUGGAAGAAGCUCCUGGCUCCUGGUUUCAGAUCAACUUAGCUCCAGCCAUUGCAGCCACUUUGGGAGUCAACCAACAGGUGAAUAUCUUUCUGUUUCUCCUUCUCUCUGUUAAUCUGUCUUUCCAAUAAAAAUAAAAUCUUUUUAAAAAGGAUUAAAAAUUCCUUCUGACGGCAUGACCGCCCUUCGUGGGUUAUUACAGCACAUGACCCAAAUGUCCUGACUCUGAGGCCCCAACCCACCCCUCAGUAUCCGGUUCCAUGAGGGUAGGAGUCUAGCAGGUGCAUGACUGGGAAGCCCUUUGAGCGGUCCAGGAGGACUGAUUCCUACAGGGAACGCAGGCACACCUCAGCAAAUCUCUUUAGGUCAAAAACCCUGUCGGAGGGGUCCAGAUCUCAGAGUGGUCCAGCCGCCUCCUCCCCAUGCCUCUCCUUCAGAAGCUGCAGCGGUGCGGCCCUACCCUGCACUCCCCAGGGGCGUGCCCCUUGGUGAGCUGCGUUCCGCCUCCUCUUUGGUUCUGGAGGGUGGGGGUGGGUAAGCAGGGGCUGGAACUGAUUAGCUCGGAGGGGAAAGCCUUGGAGGGACAGGAGGAGGAACAGGAGCAGAAAGGAAGGCGCGGAUCCAGCUGCCGCCUCCCAUUCCAGGCUUCUACCCGGUUCCUGCCAGGCGCAUUAUGGGGUCCCCUUCCAGCCCCGGCUUUUACUUGAGCCGCGUGGUGGCCCUGCUGCUGGCCGGGCUGGUUGCCGCGCUCCUUCUAGCGCUGGCCGUGCUGGCUGCCCUGUUCGGGCACUGUGCGCGCACCCCGCUGUCGGAGUCCAAAGUCUUGGGGGUCCCCGGCUCUGCGUCCUCCCCUCCCAGCCGGCAAGAGGAAACCCGACCGACUCCAAAGUCCGGCUCUGCCCAGGACAGGGCGGCGAUGACCCCCUCGAGCGAGUGGCGCCCCCCGGGCCCUUGGGAUCAGUUGCGGCUGCCGUCCUGGGUCGUACCUCUGCACUAUGACCUGGAGCUGUGGCCCCGCCUGCAGCCCGAUGCGCUCCCGGAGCCGGGGCUGCGAUUCAGCGGCUGCGUGAACAUCACCGUGCGCUGCACGGCGGCCACCACGCGGCUGCUCUUGCACAGCCUCUUCCUGGACUAUGAGCUCGCUGAAGUGCUCGGUCCCCUGCCUCCAGGCACCAGGGGCACCUCCGUGGGCCGUGUGCAGGUGAACGACGUGUGGUUCGCGCUGGACACGCAGUAUAUGGUGCUGGAACUGGGAGAGGCGCUGCAGCCUGGGUCCCGCUACGAGCUCCGGCUUGCCUUCUCCGGCCCUGUGCUCGUGGACGCCAGAGAGGGGCUGUUCCUUAAUGUCUACACCGACCAAGGCAAGCGCAGGGCCCUGAUCGCCUCGCAGAUGGAGCCUACGUUCGCCCGGAGUGUCUUCCCUUGUUUUGACGAGCCAGCUCUAAAGGCCACCUUCCGCAUCACAGUGGUCCACCAUCCGGCUUAUGUGGCACUCUCCAACAUGCCAGUGCUGGGUCAGUCGGAAAGGGAAGACGUGAACGGCACCAAGUGGACGGUCACAACCUUCCACACCACGCCCAGCAUGCCCACCUAUGUGGUCGCCGUUGCCAUCUGUGACUUUAACUCUGUCAGCCAGACCGAGCGGGGGAAGGAGGUACGCAUCUGGGCGCGGAAGGAAGCCAUCACAGAUGGACACGCAGACUUCGCCUUGAACAUCACCGGGCCCAUCUUCUCUUUUCUGGAGGAUUUGUUUAAUAUCAGUUAUCCUCUUCCCAAAACAGAUUUAAUUGCCUUGCCUGUUUUUGACAAGCAUGCGAUGGAAAACUGGGGCCUGAUGAUGUUUGAUGAAUCUCUGUUGUUGCUGCGGCCCAGUGACCAGCUGACAGAGAGAAAGGCUAUGAUCACCUACAUCGUCUCCCAUGAGAUCGGACACCAGUGGUUUGGAAACUUGGUUACCAUGGACUGGUGGAACAAUCUCUGGCUCAGUGAGGGCUUUGCAUCUUAUUUGGAACUUGGAGUGAUUAACUACCUCAAUCCCAAACUCCCAAGAAAUGAGAUAUUUUUAGCCAACAUUUUGCACAUUAUUCUCGGAGAAGAUCACGCCUUGGUGACCAGAGCUGUGUCCUCGAGAGUGGGAAAUUUCACAGACACGAGUGAAAUCAAUGAGCUCUUUGAUCUGUUCACAUACCACAAGGGAGCGUCUCUGGCCAGGAUGCUCCACAACUUCCUGGGUGAGCGUGUCUUUAUCACAGCCCUCAAGUCCUAUCUGGAGGCUUUUUCUUACUCGAAUGCUGAGCAAGAUGAUUUGUGGAGACAUUUCCAAAUGGCCAUAGAGGACCAGAGUACAAUUGUCUUGCCAAUGACAGUGAAAAGCAUAAUGGACAGCUGGACACACCGGAGUGGAUUUCCAGUUGUCACUUUAAAUGUAUCCACGGGCGUUGUGCGACAGGAGCCGUUUUAUCUGGGAAAGGUUCAGACCCUUGUCACCCAUAAUGACACAUGGAUUAUUCCUAUUCUUUGGAUAAAAAAUGGAACUACACAAUCUUUAGUCUGGCUAGAUAAAAGCAGCAAAGCGUUUCCUGAAAUGCAAGUUACAGAUUCUGACCAUGACUGGGUGAUUUUAAAUUCUAACAUGACUGGAUAUUACAGAGUUAAUUAUGAUAACUUGGGUUGGAAGAAAUUACAACAACAGCUUGAAACAGAUCCCAAGGCCAUUCCUGUGGUUCACAGGCUGCAGCUGAUUGAUGAUGCCUUUUCCUUAUCCAAAAAUAAUUAUAUUGGCAUCGAAACGGCACUUGAUUUAACCAAGUACCUUGCUGAAGAAGAUGAAAUCAUAGUAUGGCGUGCAGUCUUGGAAAACUUGGUAACCAGUGAUCUUGUUUCUGAUGCAAGCAACUAUGAUAUGUACCCAUUAUUAAAGAAGUAUCUAUUAAAGAGAAUCAAGUCAAUUUGGACUAUUUACUCAACUAUAAUCCGUGAAAAUGUGGUGGUCUUACAAGAUGACUAUUUAGCUCUAAUAUCCCUGGAGAAACUCUUUGGAACUGCAUGUUGGUUGGGCCUUGAAGACUGUCUUGGGCUGUCACGAGAACUCUUCCGGAAAUGGAUGACCCACCCACAGGAUGAAAUACCAUGUCCAAUUAAAACUGUGAUUCUAUGUUAUGGCAUUGCCUUGGGAAGUGAUGAAGAAUGGGACUUUCUGUUCAGCGUCUAUGUUAAUAACACAGUGGAAGAAGAAAGGAUGCAGUUUGCUUAUGCCUUGAGCUGCAGUAAAGAUCCAUGGAUACUUAACAGGUAUUUGGAAUAUGCCAUCACUACAUCUCCACUUGUUUUCAAUGAAACGAAUGUGAUUGAAACCGUGGCUGCCUCCGAAGUUGGCCGGUACGUCGCCAAGGACUUUUUAAUCAACCACUGGCAGGCUGUGAGUGAAAGGUACGGAGCCCCGUCGCUGAUCGCUCUCAUGUACACAAUUGGGAGGACAGUAAGUACAGACGCACAGAUCACAGAGCUGCAGCAGUUUUUCAGUGACAUGUUGGAGGAGCCCCAGAGACUCACAGUCCAUGCCAAACUACAGACCAUAAAGAACGAAAACCUGGAAAACAGACAGCGGAGUGCCAGGAUCGCUGCUUGGUUACAGAAGCACACCUAGCUCUUGCUUCCUUCUGGCCCGCCUCCUGUGUGUUACCAUGGAGUCUGCUCACAGCUUUCUUUCGGUGCUCUGUGAGUCUGGGACACUUCACAUGUUGAUUGUUGUAUUUCAGCCACACAUACCAGGGCCCUGUUCCUCCUAUAGCGUCACGCUGCAGCUCAGCCACCACUUGGGACUCUCAGCACUGCCAGAUCUCUGGAGCAGAUUUUACUUGGCAUUGGGCAAUAAACCCACAAGAUUUACUUUGAACGUCUUGUAAACGCAAAUUCGCCUAACAAAAUCUAGCUUAUUCUGUUGUGAAGGCCACCAGAAUAUUAAAUCCUUGGCAUUGCUGAAGAGUGCAGUCUUUUCUGAGGGAAAUAUAGGUCUGCAAUUUUCAGGGUUUGCAUAGCUUGGUACUGGGAUGGUAAUGACAGAGUAAUGUGAUAGUGAAAGCAGCAGAAACCAGAGAGAACAUUCACCAGA
Molecule: messenger RNA, 4200 nt
Organism: Ochotona princeps (American pika)
Lineage: Eukaryota; Metazoa; Chordata; Mammalia; Lagomorpha; Ochotonidae
Gene: LVRN
Product: laeverin
Exons: 20
Coding region: 763-3735 (990 amino acids)
Biological process (GO): peptide catabolic process; proteolysis
Cellular component (GO): cytoplasm
Molecular function (GO): peptide binding; zinc ion binding; metalloaminopeptidase activity
Source: RefSeq, a predicted model, not a curated record